AUGCGCUUGCUGACAACACUUCUCUACCUGUUCUGCUCAUCAGUUGCUGUCCUACAAACGGGUCUACAACUAAAGAUCGACGAAUUUUUCGAAGCGCCGGGUCACACCAACAACUGGGCUGUGCUUGUUUGUACUAGCAGGUUCUGGUUCAACUACCGUCACGUUUCAAAUGUGCUGUCCCUAUACCACUCGAUCAAGAGGCUCGGCAUCCCGGAUUCUAACAUCAUCGUGAUGCUGGCUGAGGAUGUUCCGUGUAAUCCAAGAAAUCCGAAGCCAGGAACGUGCUUCAACGCGCCGGGCGGCCUCAACCUCUACGACUGGAACAUUGAAGUUGACUAUCGUGGGAAUGAAGUGACCGUGGAGAACUUUAUCCGCGUCCUCACCGGGCGACACGUCGAAAGUGAACCACGAUCCCGCCGUAUGCUUAGUGAUCAUCAAAGUAAUGUCUUGGUGUAUCUGACCGGGCAUGGCGGCGAUAGUUUCCUGAAGUUCCAAGAUGCUCAAGAGUUGACGAACUUUGACUUGGGCCAAACGGUUCAAGCAAUGUUUGAAGACAAUAGAUACCACGAAAUGUUCGUCAUUGCCGAUACUUGCCGAAGUGAAUCCAUGUACGAAUACAUCACAGCCCCUCGUGUCCUAUCCACAAGUUCAUCGUUAACCCACGAGGAGAGCUAUUCGUACGAUCUCGAUUAUGACGUCGGCGUUUUUGUCAUUGACAGAUACACGCAUUUCACCCUCGACUUCAUGAACUCCCAAGUGCAAGGCCUGAACUCAUCCGCUUCGAUGCAACAGUACUUGGACUCCUGUCCGAAAAGCCAGUGUUUGAGUACCGUCGGCGUCAAGCAGGAUUAUUACGACAAAGAUCCAACGCGUGUUCGUGUCACCGACUUCUUCGGCUCUGCCCGUAUUCUCAGCUUCUUCAACGAGGAGAUCGACUUGGAAAGCGAUUGG
Messenger RNA from Mesorhabditis spiculigera, 951 nucleotides. The record is from the annotation of a GenBank genome assembly. NCBI's taxonomy places the organism in Eukaryota, Metazoa, Nematoda, Chromadorea, Rhabditida, Rhabditidae.